This is a messenger RNA of Aspergillus sclerotioniger CBS 115572, 785 nucleotides long. RefSeq lists its product as uncharacterized. Lineage: Eukaryota; Fungi; Ascomycota; Eurotiomycetes; Eurotiales; Aspergillaceae. Bases 6 to 602 code for a protein of 198 amino acids. The transcript has 3 exons. The record is from RefSeq and is a predicted model, not a curated record.
CCGAUAUGAAGUUGAUCGCCCUUCCUGAUGUCCAGGAGACGAGUGAUGUGGCGUGCGACACGGGAAGCGACCCGGAAGUGCUGCGCAAGGAGAUGGAGGAGAACAACGUCCCGAUUGACUUGGGGCUAGUGCAUGAGGGGUGGAACAACAAGCAAGGCAAAUACGCACCUACCCACAAAGCCAUCAAAGAGCGGGCGCGGGCAGCUCGCCGCUGGCUGAAGGCUAGACCGGAGAAGGAGAUUGUGAUUGUUACCCACGGAGGUUUCCUGCAUUACUUCACCGAGGAUUGGGAGGACAGCAGCCAGUACCAGGGAACCGGUUGGGUGAACACCGAGUACCGGACGUAUGAGUUCACAAAGGAGGUUCACACAGAUGACCUCGAGGGUUACGAGUUGGACGGAGACAAUGCCACCUUGGUGGAGACCCUUGAAUCGCGCCAACGGCGUGGGAAGUCUGGACCCAUGUCGGACCGCGAGCAGCAGAAGACGCUAUACAAGAUUGGAACGCAGGGCUGGGACGACCAGGGCUUGCAGUUGAGUAUUGCGGAGCGUGAGGCGGCCAAGGUCCCGGAGGGUAAAGAAGUGAACGGCACCCGGGUAUAGAUCCAUUGUGGUGGUUCUUUGUAGAGUAUAGAAUGAGACGCGGGGGACAUAUAAAGGGCGAUAUAGAUCAAAGAUCUCAUACCUCAAGAACACAGCUGAUGCAGCACGGUUCUUUGUUGUGUCCAGCGCUUUAUCCACAGCGAACAAUGGCCGUUAUCUGUAGCUGGACCCGAGAAGGCAAAG